AUGCUGGAAUCUAAGAAUUCCCCCUUCAGAAACAAAUAUGUUGGGCUUCCUCUCAUUUUAUACAUGGUCGGAUUAGCCAAAAUGUCUGAUGCCGGAGCUUAUUUGCAUUUUGCCGUUGAAACAACUCUAGCGGCUUAUCUUAACCCCGAGUCUUCGUGCAUUGCAGAGGAGGAUAUAUUAUGGACAUUACAAUCUCACAAGUCUCUUCGUUUUUGGCACCAUGGUCGCCAAAUUUGUCUCAGUAGACCAGCUCUUACAAACUAUUUGGUGCAUUUGGCACGAAAAUCCGUUCGCAAGCCUCCCAAACCCACCACAUAUCCUUCAAUGAUUUUAGCCGACAAUGAUAAAGACAGAUCAAGCACCAGGACACUCUCCGGCGGUACUGAAGCGCUUGUCAGUCAAGUUCGCAUGCACACUCGAUCAUCUCAGGCGUAUGAGAGUCGUGCGUCUACCAAUAUACAAUCGUGCUUGAUAGAGUCUGGAGUUAAAGUCUCUUCUGAACUAGAUAUUCAUUUAGGGUUACCUAAUGGUGAUAAUACUAAUAUUUGUACUGAUGACUUCCUUUCGCAUCCACUGUCAGUCCAGGUGGCCGAUAGACCAGGUUCUGAUCAGUCAGGAUGCUUUGUGGCAGUGAUACCAUUAGAAAUAGAUGUUUCAUGCUUAAAAUGGACUCCGCCAAUUAGAACUCAUUCCCCCCAGGCGCUUAAGCGGUGA
Protopolystoma xenopodis is the source of this 714-nucleotide messenger RNA. The record is from the annotation of a GenBank genome assembly. NCBI's taxonomy places the organism in Eukaryota, Metazoa, Platyhelminthes, Monogenea, Polystomatidea, Polystomatidae.